Molecule: messenger RNA, 831 nt
Organism: Fusarium vanettenii 77-13-4
Lineage: Eukaryota; Fungi; Ascomycota; Sordariomycetes; Hypocreales; Nectriaceae
Exons: 2
Coding region: 1-831 (276 amino acids)
Source: RefSeq, a predicted model, not a curated record
AUGACACCGCCAAACCCGCAGAAGCCCAGCCCUCCACAGAAAGAAUAUGCCUUCGUUACACCUCAUCAGCAUGGCGCCCGAAGCCAUGCCAUGCGCGAGCAUUGGAGGCAGCGUAGGCAUAAGAAGGAUCUCGCCAAGCGGCAACGAGAACACCGGCCUCAGCAUGUGUUGCUGCCAACACCUUCAACGAGCGAGGCGGCCGACUCACAGCCCUCAACCGAGACGACCGACACGGGCCCGGAGAGCACCGUUUUAGCUGGCGGAGGAAUGUUUGAUCCUGCCAUGUUUGAGACUGAUAUGGACUCGAUGAUGAACGGAGUGCCUGGUCAAGCAAUGUCUGGGAUGAAUCUCGCCCUGGGAUCAGCUCGAUUGGAUCCCUUUGAUCAGUUUCCAGUCCUGCUCACCACCCAACACCACAAGCUUCUCCAUCACUGGUUGAGCACAUAUGCGACAAUGAUGUUCGACGACGUGCACAGCCAGGCCUUCAACCCGAUGCGCGACGUCUGGUGUCCUCUCGACCUGUCCAACGCGGCAUCUUUCAACGCCAUCAUGGCUCAUUCAGCUGCCCACUUGGCUCGCAUGCAGGGUCUCCGCCAAUCAAAGGAGGCGCUCAAGUUUAAGGCUGAAGCGGUGCGGAUUGUCCAGGUCUGGAUGGAUGAUCCGCAACGCGCUCUAAGUGAUGAUGUGCUGGCCGCUGUCUUGCGCCUGCUGACUUAUGAGGUAUGGCAGAGAUUGAAGAUUUUCCAUUUGGGUACUGACGUAUUAUUUUAUAGAGAUAUUGGGGAACCGAGGCGGAGUGGCACGUCCAUUACAAUGGCCUCUCAAACUUGA